Pelagomonas calceolata is the source of this 4058-nucleotide messenger RNA. Lineage: Eukaryota; Pelagophyceae; Pelagomonadales; Pelagomonadaceae. The record is from the annotation of a GenBank genome assembly.
AUGUGGCUCUUGCUGCUGGCUGCCACGCUCCGCACGAUAGUUGCCGCGAACUGUUCCCUGACGCAGCCCGAGGACGUCCGCCUCGCCGCCGCGCUUGACCUCGCGACGGCCGGCUGCGGCACGGUGGUCUACACGACGCUAGCCUACGGCCCCGGCACACGCUUGCCGCACCCCGGGACGCGGCUGGCGGAGAUGGCCCGCGAAGGUAGCGCCUGCUACAUCGUCGUCGCCGGCGCGGCGUCCGCGGCAUCGCUCGCGGCGCACUGCGACGUGCGGCCGUGGCGCGUCGUGACCGCGGGCGGCGCGUCAGGCCGGCGCGCCUCGCGCGCAGUCAAGCUCCGGCCAUUGUUAUUUUUCCGGAACGCUCGGUACCUCGUGUUCGUCGACUGGAAGCUGCGGCUGCUGCGCGUGCCUUCUUCGUUGGUCGCUGCAAUGCUCAGGGAUGCGGGCUUUGCCGCGUUCCGCCACCCGUGUACGGCAGCUCACACGCCGCCAACGCGCUCUCCCUGUAACCAUCGGCGCCCUGGCGAUCCCUGGUGGCGCGCCGAAGCGCGGGAGAUCGCGCGCCGCGGCGUCGUCGCGGACGCGGACGCUCUCCGCGUGCAGGUCCAACGCUACUCUCGCGCGGGGCCGCUCGUCGAGUACGUUGACGGCGCGCUGCUCGUUUGGGACGCCAUGCACCCUGUGGCCGGAGCGCUGUCCUGCGCAUGGUGGACCGAGUACAAUCGCGAGGACUCGUCUGACCGCGAUCAGCUGGCAUUUGCGCGGGCAAUCACCGCCAUCAUCCCGCCGAACCCCAUUGACGACCCCGCGCGCUCCUUUGAGGCCUCGACGCGGCGCGGCGGCGUGUUCAUCGUCUCCGAGGGCGGCGGGCGCCCCGGCGCUUGCGGCGGUCUCUGCCACCAGUAUGACUCAACAGGCACUGCCGUCGCACCCGCCGGAGCCCGGGUCCUGCCACCAAGUUCACCGGCACCAGGGCCAUGUGACUCUAGACCCCACGUAAGUAAGUAGCCUACUAGCAGGGAGAACUUGAAGGCUCCGAGUCUUAGGAGCUAGUUCCUUUUUCAAGUUUUCAGAUCCCGCGGCGCCCGGCCCGUGAUGAGAGGGUUCAACAACCCUCUGUUUACAGGAGGAGCUUUAAUGAGAACCCCAGGGGCUGUCCCGAACCUUUGUAAGGCUGACUCUGGUCUGUCAGCUAUGAUUGGUAUCUUGGUCACGGUAGCAAUAUCGUCACACCUAGUGGCUCGCUACAAGAUACCUCCUUAUACUUGCUCGUGUCCCAUAGCGCUCCGAUUGUGAGAGCGCAGGACUAAGGAGCAAGAAUUUUUGGCCCUCCCACCGUGACCCCGGGCCUAUAGUUGAGCAAUUUCCAGGAAAUGAAAUCUAGAGGGGUGGAAAUUUCCGAAAUUUCCGGAAAUUUUCUUUCCCCUAGUUGCCAGACCCCGUGGUACUGACUGUUCGACCUGUCGCAAAUCUGUAUGAUUUGUUGGCGAGCUAAAUUGUCUUACCAAUUUAGCUCAGGCACUGCCAAAGGGGCUUAUGGUAAUUCCCCUAAAGGUGGGGUUUUCCCCGGAACUUCUUGUUCAACCUUUGAAUCCAAUCAGUGGAUCGUUGUAAUCCCGCGGCGCCCGUGAUGAGAGGGGUCAACAGCCCUCUGUUUACAGAAGGAGCUUUAAUAAGAGACCCAAGGGCUGUCCCGAACCUAUGUAAGGCUGACUCAGGUCUGCCAGUGUCAGCUAUGUUUUGGUAUCUUGGCAGCAAUAUCGUCACAUCUAGUGGCUCGCUGCAAGAUACUUUCUUAUACUUGCUCGUGUCCAACAGCGCUCCGAUUGUGCGAGCGCAGGACAAAGGAGCAAGAAUUUUUGGCCCUCCCACCCUCCCUUGGUUGUUUUGGCGCGGGGGCGCGUGGUCCGGGGUCCCUGGGGUUGGCGCCCGUUGUGGCAACGGCCUCUUUUCCACUUAUAAAUCUCCCAAAAUUUUAUCUUAGCUUCACUAUCCUAGUCUCACUUAUCUUGGUUAAAUACCCGGAUAGAGUAGGCCUAGUGAAUACCACGGUACUGGUUCGGCAGGCAGGCAGGCAGGCAUGGGGAUACAGCCUCGUUUCAAGGGAUAAAAUACACGUCAUGGGCGCGAAAAUGUAAUAGACAAUCACAACGAUUGGUAUAACGAGCAUAGUUACCGUUAAACCAUGGCGUCGAAGCGCGGGUAGCAUGGGUAGCAUAAGCCUGAUCUUUGCGGCGCUUGCCGCCGCGGCGACGUCGCCCCGGCAAUCGCAUCGCGAACUCAAGCUGACGUCGCGCGUCGACCAUGCGCCGCCGGAGGAGAGUUUGAAUUAUUGGAGGUACGUGGUCGACGACGGGCUCGAGAACCCCGAGGCGCUCGCCGCGGCGGACCUCGACGGCGACGGGCAGCCCGAAAUUAUGGUGGGGUCGGAGCCUGACGUGACCGUGCACCGCGUCGGCGCGGGCGGCGCGACCGGGACGUGGGUAAGGAGCGUGGCGGCGACAGCGACCGAGCCCGGCGAAGACCUGACGUUUGACAACGUGUUCACCACGCUGUGCCCGGCCGACCUCGACGGCGACGGCGACGUCGACUUCGUCGCCGGAGGGCUCGAGAACGUGAUCCUCGCGUGGUACGAGAACGCGGACGGGGCGGGCGAGACGUGGCGCGCGCGGGUGAUCCUGGCCGACAUCGACGAGGGCACGUGGGAGGUCUCGGUCGGCGACGUGGACGGGGACGGGGACCUCGACGUGCUGACCGCGUCGCGGUGGAGCCGCGCGACCAUGGUCGCGUGGUACGAGAACGACGGCAACGCGACCGGCUGGACGGAUCGCGUGGUGUCGGACCGCUUCCCCACGCGGGGCGCGACGGGCGCGGCGACCGCCGACGUGGACGGGGACAACGUCAACGACGUCGUCGUCGCGGCGGUGGACGACCAGUACAUCGUGUGGUUCCACGUGGACGACAUACGAACCGAUCGGGAACUUUGGUCGUACGAACCGAUCGUAGAGGGGGUCCAGGUCCCCGUCGACACGUGGGCCGGCGACUUCGACGGCGACGGCGACGUCGACGUCGUCUGCGCGACGACCGGCGACGGAAAGGUCACUUGGUACGAGAACCUGGGGUCCUCGAUGGGCGACGCCUCCUGGGCGACCCACCACAUCGCCACCGACGCGAGGAGCGUCAAAGAAAUAUUCGUGGGCGACGUCGACGACGACGGCCAGCCGGACGUCCUCAGCGCCAACUUCGAGGACGGCGCCGUGGUGUGGUACCAGACGUUUGUCGUCGACGGAACGCGGACCUGGACCGCCGGCGCCGUCGUCGACGACGUCCCCGGCGCGAUAGCCGUCGUCGGGGCGGACGUCGACGGCGACGGCGACUUGGACCUCGUCGCCGUCGACCGAGCGUCGCUGUCGAACGCCGAGGCGGCUGACACGGCGACCGACUCGGUGACGUGGUACGACAUGCACCUCGUGCCGUUUCCGACGGCGUCCCCCACGAUCACGUUCAAGCCCACGGACGCGCCCUUGCCGCUUCCGACGCCCCGACCCACCGCCUUGCCCACGCCGGUGGACCCGCUUCGGCCCACGCACGCUCGGACGCUGGUGCCGACUUGCCUGCCGACGCAAGCGACGCUUCCGCCCACGCCCUUCGACUUCUACAAGCACUUCUUGAAAAGAUACCGAGAACAGCUCGCCAUCGCCGCCCUCGCCGUCGUGGCCGCCUUCGCCAUCCGCGCCUUCGUCUUGGCGAUCAAACCCUGCGUCCUGCGGAUCGAACCCUACUACAUGCCCGCCAUCACCGCGGCCCACAAGGAAUGGCUCAAGUCGGACGUCCGGAAGUUCCUGUGCUACUGCUGCCCCGAGUGCUGCCGCGGGCGGCCACCCGAGGACCCGCUGAACCCGCGCGACGGCGUCAAGCUCGCGGGCGACUAUGAGAUUCCCGUGCGCGUCGUCUACGACGAGCCCCGGGGCCGCGGGAAGAUCGAGCUCAUCCACACGGGCACCCGGGAAAUCACGUUCUUCCAGAAGGGGGAAUACUACUCUUGCUACUCGUAA